Phodopus roborovskii (desert hamster) is the source of this 1899-nucleotide messenger RNA. RefSeq names its product filaggrin-2. Gene Ontology annotation, molecular function: transition metal ion binding; calcium ion binding. The record is from RefSeq and is a predicted model, not a curated record. The transcript is spliced from 6 exons. Gene Ontology annotation, cellular component: keratohyalin granule; cornified envelope; nucleus. Bases 40 to 1899 code for a protein of 619 amino acids. Gene Ontology annotation, biological process: establishment of skin barrier. NCBI's taxonomy places the organism in Eukaryota, Metazoa, Chordata, Mammalia, Rodentia, Cricetidae.
UCUUUCUCUUUCUAGGUUCAUUUAAUCUUGGGGGUAAAGAUGACAGACCUCUUAAGAAGUGUUGUCACCGUCAUUGAUAUAUUUUACAAAUACACCAAGCAAGAUGGAGAAUGUGGCACACUGAGCAAGGAUGAGCUAAAGGAACUUCUGGAGAAAGAGUUUCGUCCAAUUCUGAAGAAUCCAGAUGAUCCAGACACAGUAGAUGUCAUCAUGCAUAUGCUGGAUCGAGAUCAUGAUCGAAGACUAGACUUUACUGAGUUUCUUCUGAUGGUAUUCAAACUGGCUAUGGCCUGCAACAAGGUUCUUGGAAAAGAAUACUGUAAAGCUUCAGGGUCAAAGAAGCGUAGGCAUGGUCAUCAUCAUCAAAAGGAAGAAAGUGAAACAGAAGAAGAGACACCAAGACAGAAAUUAGGUUUCAGACAUUCAAGUUGGAGUGAGGGAGAGGAACAUGGACAUAGUUCUGGGAGCUCAUUGGGAACUGCAAAACAUAGACAUAGGUCCAACUCUAGGAGAUUAGAAAGGCAAGGUGAAUUAUCCAGCUCAGAGGGACCUAAGAAAAGACACCAUGGCUCUAGCUCUGUUCACUCUUGGAGCAGUAAUGAAGAGAGACGUGGUUCCAGCUCUGAAGAGCUAGAAGAAAAAAGAAACAAGCUACAUGCUAGGGACUCUAGAGAAUCUGGGGAAGAAAGUGAAUCUGGAUCUAGGUUAGAUAGUCAGGGAAGGAAAAGUCAUAGUGGAUCAUCACAUGGACUGGAGAAGAACAAACAUGAAUCAAAUUCUACUCAGUCAAGAAAGAGCGGAGAACAAAAGCUUGGACCUAGCUCUGAAAGUUCAGGAAACAGUAAGAUACAAAGUCAUGCAUGUGGUCACAGCAAUUCUAGUGAAUGUUGCAGACCACAAAAUGCUUCAAGUUCUUGUCAGGCAAGUAGAUCUGGGAGGCAAGGAAAUCAAUCUUGUUGUACCCAGUCAAGAUGUCAAUCAGGAACUAGUGGAGGACAAGGUUAUGGGUGUGUUUCAGGAGGUCAGUCUUCUAGAUGUUUUCAACCUGAACCUAGAUCCUGUAGCCAGUCUUGUAGUCAAAGGGGGUAUGGAUCUCAAAAAUGUAGUCAGCCACAGAACUGUGGGAGACAGCAGAAAAUGGGUUCAAAUCAUUCACCAUGCUGUGGAUCUGGAGCAACUCAAUCUUCUGGUAACAGUCAACAUGGAACCAGUUCCUGUGGACAAUCUUCAAGCUCUCAUCAAAUGGGGUGUAGUUCGAAUGAAUUUUCCAAAUGUGGUCAGCAUGGGUCUGGCUUAGGACAGCCAUCCUGCUGUGAACAACAUGGAACAAACUCAAGACAGUCCUCUGGCUUACAACAACAUGGACAUGGAUCAGGUCAGUCUUGCUGUGGUCAACAUGGUACUGCAUCAGGUCAAUCCUCUGGUUGUGGUAAACAUGGGUCAAACAGAGGUCAGUCAUCUGGGUUUGGGCAGCAUGGGACUAGUUCAGGUCAGUCAUCUGGGUUUGGGCAGCAUGAGUCUGGAUCUGGUCAGUCAUCUGGGUUUGGGCAGCAUGGGACUAGUUCAGGUCAGUCAUCUGGGUUUGGGCAACAUGGGUCUCACUCCGGACAAGCAUCUGGGUUUGGGCAGCAUGAGUCUGGAUAUAGUCAGCCAUCUGGAUUUGGGCAGAGUGGAACUGGUUUAGCUCAGGGAAAGGGAAGUCUGAAAAGAAGGAAUAUCACCAUGGAGAGUCAGAAACCAAAGGUCAUAGCAGACAGGGAAGUUCGAAGAGGCAAUCCAGGGACAGCAGUAGACAGCUACAUGGUGGACUUGAGCAUUCUCCACAGUCAGGUUCAGAAAGAAGUCCCAGAGGGAGCCCCGUUCACCCAGAGUCUAGUGAGAGUGAACAUCACUCGGUAG